Molecule: messenger RNA, 2496 nt
Organism: Pezoporus flaviventris
Lineage: Eukaryota; Metazoa; Chordata; Aves; Psittaciformes; Psittacidae
Product: rho GTPase-activating protein 30-like
Exons: 11
Coding region: 187-2496 (769 amino acids)
Biological process (GO): small GTPase-mediated signal transduction
Molecular function (GO): GTPase activator activity
Source: RefSeq, a predicted model, not a curated record
CUGCGGUUUGGAGGUGCCGGCAGCAGGAAGCGCUUCGCGGGCGGCCGCCACCUUCCUGCUGCGCCCCGGAGCCAGCAGAGGCCUCGCGGCUCCCCCGGCCCCGGCACUUCCUCCCUAGGGCUCUUCCGCCCGCUGCGCCCCGGGCGCGGUGCCGGUGCCGGCCAUGGGCAGGGGUUGAUCGCAGCCAUGUCGCGGCACAAGGCGAGGCGCAAGGGCGGUGCCCGCGAGCGGGUCUUCGGCUGCGACCUCCUGCAGCUGCUGCAGCGCUCGGGGCAGGACGUGCCGCAGGUGCUGAGGAGCUGCACGGAGUUCGUGGAGCAGCACGGGGUGGUGGAUGGGAUCUACCGGCUCUCCGGGGUGUCCUCCAACAUCCAGCGGCUGCGGCAGGAGUUCGAGAGCGAGCGCUGCCCCGACCUGCGCAGGGACGUUUACCUGCAGGACAUCCACUGCGUGAGCUCCCUGUGCAAAGCCUACUGCCGGGAGCUGCCCAACCCGCUCCUCACCUACCAGCUCUACCACAAGUUCGCUGAUGCCGUGGCCAUCCAGAUGGAGGAAGCGCGCCUGGUGAAGAUCAAGGAGGUGCUGAAGGAGCUGCCCGGGCCUCACUAUAGGACCCUGGAGUUCCUGAUGCGGCACCUCCUGCGCAUGGCGGCCCACAGCAGCCGGACCAACAUGCACGCCAGGAACCUGGCCAUCGUGUGGGCCCCCAACCUGCUGCGGUCCAAGGACAUCGAGGCGUCGGGCUUCAACGGCACCGCGGCGUUCAUGGAGGUGCGCGUCCAGUCCAUCGUGGUGGAGUUCAUCCUCACCCACGUGGAGCAGCUCUUUGGGGACGCUCCCCUCCGAGCAGGAGCCGAGAGCCCCCGCCGGUCCCUGCUGCUGGCCGGGGGGGGGCAGCCGCCGCCACCGUACCACGUCCCGGCGGCGCUGAGCCAGGGCGAUGGCCCCCCCCCGAUCCGGCCCUACCACACCAUCAUCGAGCCCACAUCCUCCCGCAGGAGGAAGGGCUCCCUCAAGGCCAGGAAGUGGAGAUCCAUUUUCCACCUCGGCCGCUCCAGCCACGAGGCCAAGCGCAAGGCGAAGGCGCUGGAGGAGCGAGAGGACAAGGGCGGCGCGAGGAGCCUGCGCCCGGCCAAGAGCAUGGACUCGCUCAGCGCCCUCCCCGCCGGCAGCCAUGGCGCAGGGGACCCUUGUCCGGAGGAGCCGCCCCCGGGGAAGCCUCCGCAGCGCCGGGAAAGCUUCGACGCGUGCCCGGUGCCGCCGGGGCGCUGCCGGGAGUCGGGCGAGGACCGAGAGGAGCCCCCGGAGCAGCCGCAGGGCGAGGGCAGCGCCCACUCAGAGCCCAGCACCCCCCGGGCAGGGCGCAGCCGAGCCCCGAGGGCCGCCGGGGUCCACAUCUCGGUGCCCUUGUCCGUCACCGUCCCCCUGCACAUCGCAGCCAACCUGUCCCGCCUGAACCGGGGGCUGCCCUGCCCGGCCCCGGCCACCGGCGCCCUCGCUCCGCAGCCGGAUGCCGGCGGGGAUGCUCCGGAGCCGGGGUCCCCGUCCCCCGCGGCCCGGAGCCGCCUCUCCAUGGAGCUCCGGGAUUCCUUCGCCUUCCUGGAUAGCCCCGAGCCCUGGCUGGAGGGUGCCGGGGAUGGGGAGCAGGGGGAGCGGGAGCUGCCGCCGGGCACGGCGGGUGAGGGCGAGGGGAUGGCGGCCAGCGAGGACGGGAUGGAGAGCGGGUGCAUGAACCCGGGGGAGCCGCCGGCGGAGCCGCCCUGCAGCUACUUGUCCAUCGAGGAGUGCAUGGACGAGAUGUUCUUCAUGGCGCCCGACGACACCGACUCGGACGAGACGUUCCUGAGCGCCCACGACGACCUCAGCCCCUUGCGGCCAGCGCUGGAGCCCCCCGGGAGCCCGGUACCGACCCGAGCCGCAGAGGAUGCUCCGGGGGCCGGGGACGGUGCCAGGACUGACCCCGGCCGCGCGGGACCGGGGCCGGACGCAUCGGAUGAAGCCAUCGAAGAGGCCGGAGCCGGCCCCGCUCCCAGCGCCCCGGGGGAGCCCGGGGAAGGGGAACCGCCCCCGGUGCCUCCAUCCCCGCCGCCGGAGGGCAGCGCGGGGCCGAGCCGGCCGGAGCCGCCGGUGCUUCCCGAACCCGCGGCCGUGCUGCGCUUGGCCACGCGGGCCGCGCCGGUGCUGCAGGCCCGCUCCGUGCCCGUCGUGCCCCCCAAGCCGCAGUUCGCCACGGUGCCACCGGGCCCGGCCGAGGAGGCAGCGGCGGCCUCACCGGAGAGGCCGCUCCUUGGCCCCGGCCCCGCGUUGAGGCGGGCGGGCUGGCGGGCCCGGGCCAGCGUGUCCCUGGACGCGGAGCUGCCGUCGGGCCGGGCCCCGGUGCGCCGGAUCCAGACGUACUGCGGCGGGGAACCGGGAAUGGCCGCUCCGGUGCCCGUGGAGCCGGGGGGGAACCGGGCAGGCCCCGGAGCGGCGGAGAGCGGGGCCGCGGGGCAAUAA